AUGCUUAUGUGGCUAGUGCUUGGUGUAGCAGCAGUUUGUGCGAGGCGACACGUGGACACGAGUCCUCACCGCGACGUGGUUACCACGCAGGGUACCGUCCGCGGGUACCUCUCCCCCGACGGCUACGCGUACCUCGGAGUCCCCUACGCGCGCCCACCCACGCGCGAUCGCUUUAAGAAUGGUCUGUCAUCCGCCGAAGUAUCUAUACGUGCGAAUCUAACCUCAUUCCUACCAAAGGCCCCGGACCCGCCGCCGCGCUGGGACGGCAUCUUCGAGGCGACGCACCGCGUGAGCUGCCACCACGCCACCACUGGCGCCAACUGUCUCGUAGUCAACGUGUUCACACCAGAGCACGGCACAUCGCUGCCUGUCCUCGUGUAUAUCCACGCCGGAGGCUUUCAGACCGGACGGGGCCCCCACUACCCACCUUCGCGUAUCCUUCAUAAGGGUAUCGUGGUUGUAACGCUUAACUACCGUCUCGGUGUCCGCGGUUUCCUUUGCCUUGGACUACCUCAAGCCUCAGGAAAUGCUGGGUUAAAAGACCAAGUGGCAGCACUUUAUUGGAUUCAACGAAACAUUGCCAAUUUCGGUGGGAAUCCCCAUGACGUCACUGUGUAUGGGACCGAGGCAGGCGCCGCGUCCAUACAGAUCCUACUAGUGUCUGAUAUUACUGAAGGAUUGUUCCAGAAAGUUAUUAUGGAAAGUGGGUCUGUAUUAUCACCUUCAACAUUGACUUACAAUCCAAUUAGCAAAGCAUUAGAUGCAGCUAGAAAAUUUGGGUAUGAAGAUAAUGAAGACCGUGUGAAAUUGCUUAAAUUCUACCAAAAAAUUUCAGAGAAGGAACUGUCAUCAUUAACAGAAAUAUUUCUACCGUGUGUUGAAAAUGGUUCUUAUUACUCCAACACAUUGCUUGAGGAUGACCCAAAAAGUUUAAUAAUGCAAGGAAAGUUCCGGCAAGUGCCAAUGCUAAUUACUUAUACAAACUCUGAUGAUUCCAUAAAUGUUGAUACAUUUAACACAUUUCCAGAUAACUUUGAUCAAUUGUUACCAAACAAUCUAAACUUUGAAAGUAAUAAAAUAAGACAUAGAGUAGCCGAGUUGGUGAAGGAAUUCUAUUUUGAAAAUAAUAACCAAAAUUUGGUCCAAAAGUUUUUGAAAUAUUCAAAUGAUUUAUUUAUCGGGUAUCCUGUAGUAAAAUCAGCUUUAUUACAUGGUUUAAAAAAUACUCACCCAGUGUUUCUCAUGAGACUUGACAACAAUCAUGGUGGAAGAGAAAAUACAUCAAAACAUUUUCAAAAUAUAUUUGACUAUAUUUAUAAUAAAAACAAUAAUAAACUUGAAAAGGAAAGAAUUGCCAAUAUGUUGUUAAAGCUUUGGACUAAUUUUAUUAAGUUAGGGGAUCCAACUCCUCUAACAACUGAACUGAUACCUGUGAUAUGGCAACCCGUAGUCCCUGGAGAGCCUGGGCACAGACUAGACUUAGCUACAAUCAGGGAAUUGGUGGUUGGCAAAACGAUAGCCAUGACAGAACCUGCGUCAAGCCAAUAUUUGGCAUUCUGGGACCAUGUUUAUAAAAAGUUUUACAAGUUUUACAAAGAUUAUGAUUAAUGUUGAUAAAUUAUAAGAUUGCCUAUUGUUUUUUAUUUAUAAAAUUUUGAUUACAUAUAUGUGUCUGUAUGUAAAAUUCUUAGAAUUUCUUACAGGAAAUAACACCUGCAGAAAAAUAGACAAAUAAAUAUAUGAAAAACUAAUUGCAAUGUAAAGAUUAAAUUUUAUGUGACUUUAUAAGACUUUUAAAAUGGUCUCUUAACUAAUUAGACGAAGAAUAAACCACACUAACACAGUAGACAGUAAGUUAAUGGUGUUGAACAGGAUGUACACCCCGAAGUCCAACACAAGACAAUAAAUAAGAUAAAGAAUUGCUUACAUAAAGUGAAGAAUUCAAUAAAAUGUUCAGGAUUGAUAAAACAUGGAAAUGUAUAAAAUGUACAAUAUCUUUUAUCUCUACAUGUUUUUGUUUUGAUUUUGUUUUUAUAUCUUAAAAUAUCUAUCUUUGCGAGUUCAACAAAUUUAGAUCUUUUUGGUAAUUUGUAUGAAUCAUUGUUUUGGCACAGAUAACAGACAAACAGGAUCCAGUGUUACAACACAUACUAAUUAGUACAAUUACAGACAUACCUAAUAAUAAAAAGAUUUGUGGAAGUGGAGGAGACUGACAUGUAAAAAAGGUUCUAGGUUUCUCUUAGAGGAGAAAAUUUAUGUAAGCCACAUAUUGUCUUGGGUGUAAAUGUAAGUGUAUGUAAGAACAACGGUUUGUGUAAAAGUUCCUCAUAGUUUGAUACCUAUGAUACAAAAUUUGCAAUAUAUUAGGUUAAAAUGCUAAAUGUAUUUUUUUUUGUUUAAUACAUUUAUUCCUUUGACUUGCGAAUAAUCAUAAUACGUUAAUUAACCUAUUAAAAACUACUCUUCAAACUGAUAAACAUAUUAAUAUGAUUCUUAAAAGAAAAAUAU
Molecule: messenger RNA, 2508 nt
Organism: Manduca sexta (tobacco hornworm)
Lineage: Eukaryota; Metazoa; Arthropoda; Insecta; Lepidoptera; Sphingidae
Product: carboxylesterase 5A
Exons: 4
Coding region: 1-1608 (535 amino acids)
Source: RefSeq, a predicted model, not a curated record